Molecule: messenger RNA, 963 nt
Organism: Spathaspora passalidarum NRRL Y-27907
Lineage: Eukaryota; Fungi; Ascomycota; Pichiomycetes; Serinales; Debaryomycetaceae
Gene: MEC3
Product: Mec3p
Exons: 1
Coding region: 1-963 (320 amino acids)
Biological process (GO): double-strand break repair via homologous recombination; mitotic DNA replication checkpoint signaling; nucleotide-excision repair
Cellular component (GO): site of double-strand break; nucleolus; checkpoint clamp complex
Source: RefSeq, a predicted model, not a curated record
AUGAAACUCAAACUCAAGACAAAAAACACCGAAACUUUAAAAACUACCCUUUCACUUAUAAGUCAACUACGCAAGUAUGUUGUCCUAAGAUUCACACCAUCCCAACUAUGUGUGAUCCUGGUCAAUGGCCAAUCACCCAGUCUGGAGCCACAAGUAUGGUGUAAGUUUGAAACAUCGAGUCUAUUCGAUGAAAUGGAAAUCCAGAGUUUGAACGACAACUCAAUAUUACUAGAAAUUAAUGUCGAUUUACUCUUGCAGACGUUACGCAACUUUGAUAAGGCCAAUAGUGACGGGCUAUUUAUUCGUUUACAACGAAAGGAUGCCACCGGUGCACAGGGAACAAAUGUGAGCAAUGGCCGGACGGCGUCACUUGCGUUGUUUUACUCCAAUAUAAACUUCAACGCUAAUGUAAUCAACCACACGUUCAAGAUACCUGUAAAGAUAUUGAAGAAUACUCAGGAUAUGAGUCGACUUCAAGAGCCCGGACAUUCCAAUGUGGGUAUGAUUAUGCGACUACCCAAUGAGUUUGUGUCGAUGUUUAAACGGUUGGAAAAAUUUAGAAAAGCGUCGUUUAACGAGACGGUUACUAUUAGGGCCAGUAGGAAAGAUCGCGGGUUCUUGGGAUUUGUGCUUGAAGAAGAGGGUAAAUUUAAAGUUACAAUUAGUUGGAAUGGGAAGUUGGAAGUGAUGAGUGCGGCAGCUACAAAUACCGAUGGUGAUUCGUUGAGAGAAGCCAUCAAUGCACAUUCAUCACAAGUGGAUAGCACAGAUAUAGACGAGAUGGAAAUCACAGUAAAGUUGAAAGAUUGGCAACAGGCAUCCAAGAUAGUAGGAACCUGCCAUACUGUUAUUCUUUUGAUAUGUGAACGUGAUUGUGUAUUGCAUUGUUUCUUGGAUGAUUCAGAUGAUGCAGACAUUGUGUACUACAUCAAUGGUCUUAGAAUAAGGAACCCGUUGGACUGA